AUGGCGCGUACAUUGCAUGGCAGCGACGCCGAGGCAGACGGGCUGGAAAUACGUGGCAUAGCAUCCAAACGCACUCCAGAGUACACAGAAGAGGCGCGGGCGGCAAAGCGUCCGGUGGUGCGCGAAGAAACGCCGUUUCACGACCGCCAUACCACCGUUUCUCGCGCAUUUCUCCCCCGCGGCACGGACGCAAAUCUGAUGUCGCGCGUCGGCAAGGAACGACGAGACGGUGCAGACCCCGCCCUCACUGCAAAGCUGGCCACAUUUCAUACCCUCAAACAGCAAGGUACGCACUUCAACGCGACACUCGCGAAAAAUCGUGCGUUCCACAAUCCCCAUAUCUACGAGAAACUCGUCAAGUGGGCCGAGCUGGACGAGCACGGGAGCAACUACGUCGCUAUUGCAAAAGCGCGCGGCGAUGCGCCACCUUGGGAUCCAAAAGACGUAGCGGUGCUUGCGCAAGGGAACAUCGAGCGCCUUGGUACGUCCUAA
Messenger RNA from Malassezia vespertilionis, 492 nucleotides. RefSeq lists its product as uncharacterized. Lineage: Eukaryota; Fungi; Basidiomycota; Malasseziomycetes; Malasseziales; Malasseziaceae. The record is from RefSeq and is a predicted model, not a curated record. The transcript has a single exon. Bases 1 to 492 code for a protein of 163 amino acids. Gene Ontology annotation, cellular component: nucleus. Gene Ontology annotation, biological process: regulation of DNA-templated transcription.